Ylistrum balloti is the source of this 2277-nucleotide messenger RNA. Its product is annotated as B-box type zinc finger protein ncl-1-like. Gene Ontology annotation, molecular function: mRNA 3'-UTR binding; protein binding; zinc ion binding. The coding region runs from base 1 to 2277 and encodes 758 amino acids. The transcript has a single exon. The record is from RefSeq and is a predicted model, not a curated record. NCBI's taxonomy places the organism in Eukaryota, Metazoa, Mollusca, Bivalvia, Pectinida, Pectinidae. Gene Ontology annotation, biological process: negative regulation of translation.
AUGGCUUCACCUACACCCUCCCAGAGUGACACGACAACCACAGCGUCAACCACAUCCAACUCCUCGGACAGCGAGAUGGGCGAGACAACAGGGCCCAAUACUCGAUGCUCCAUCUGUCAUGAAACCUUUACCAUCCCUAAGGUGCUAAGCUGCUUUCACACAUUCUGUCAGCCCUGUCUGGAGAAACAACAGGAGGUUGCAGACAAGGUCAGCUGCUCAGAGUGUCACCAAGACACUUUCCUUGGUGGUCAGGGACUGACCGGUCUCCUGCCAGACUACGCAGUCAGCAAUUUGUUAGAAACAAAUGCCCUGGACACAAGUGCCUUACACUGCACAGGCUGCAAGAGCAAGGAUCUGAAUGCUGUGGCCCGUUGUUUUGACUGUGCUAAUUUCCUUUGUGCUAACUGUGUGAUGGCUCACCAGUUCAUGCAUUGUUUCGAGGGCCACCGAGUGGCAAGUCUGAGCGAGUUGCAGGGGAACAAAGAAGACAGCGGGAACAAGACAGAGAAACCUAUCUACUGUCCACGACACAAGACAGAUGUACUCAAGUUCUAUUGUAAGACCUGUUCCCAGCCCAUCUGUAAGGAGUGCACUGUGUUUGACCAUGGACGUGGUCACGACUGCCAGUUCAUCAUGGACAUCGGCGAGAGGCAGAUGGAUCAUUUAAGAAACCUUGAUGAGGACGCAAAGGGCAAAAUUAAUGAGUUGAGGACAUCAGCAAAGGGAAUCGAACACAUGUCCAGCAGGUUACAAGUCCAAUACCACAAGGCGCAGAAUGACAUAAAUGAUACUUAUAACUUUUAUCGUGCGAUGAUUGAAGAGCGCAAGCAAGAAUGUCUGAAGGAGCUUGAUCAGGUGUUUAACACCAAACAGGUAUCAAUCAGUACACUAGCCCAGAAGAUCCAGGAGAACAUAGAUAGGCUCUACCAGGGAUGUGAGUUUGUUGACAAAGUCCUCAAAUUUGCCAGCAUCACUGAGGCAUUGCUGUUCAAAAAUCUGGUGGAACAGAGAUUCCAAAACAUGUUUAACUUCAGCCCUGACAUGGAUAAUCAGGCCUACUUUGAUAUGGAGUUUGUGUCCAACUUCCAGGCUAUCACCACCGGUGUUCGUAACACAUUCGGGUACAUCCGUGAGGGUGAAGACAUGGUUGCUCCAGUUCAGAAACAACAGCCAAUUGCUCGACCAAAUGGCAUUGUCACCCAGACUCCAGCUCUCACUAAUGGCCACAUCUUUGAACCGCCACCGCUGACUAAGAACGAGUUUGGUUCCUCAAACAGUCUGAUCUUCCCUCAGUCAGACACAAGUAUGUACGAGAAAUGGUCUGUUGGUCUGGACAUCUUUCAGAAUGGUGUUGAUGUUUUCUCUACAAGCAGCGACCCUCUCUUUGACUUGACAUCCAAGAUGAAUUUGACAAGUUUGUAUCCUCCAAAGUCCCAGAUCAAACGCCAGAAGAUGAUCUAUCACUGUAAGUUUGGUGAAUUCGGUGUCAUGGAGGGUCAGUUCACAGAGCCCAGCGGCGUCUCUGUCAAUGCUCAAAAUGAUAUCAUUGUAGCAGACACCAACAAUCAUCGCAUUCAGAUCUUCGACAAGGAGGGGCGGUUCAAAUUCCAAUUUGGUGAAUGUGGAAAGAGGGAUGGGCAACUGCUGUACCCAAACCGAGUUGCUGUGGUCCAAUCGUCUGGUGACAUCAUUGUCACGGAGAGAAGUCCAACCCACCAGAUCCAGAUCUACAACCAGUAUGGGCAGUUUGUCCGGAAAUUUGGUGCCAAUAUCCUGCAGCACCCCAGAGGAGUCACAGUAGAUAACAAAGGUCGCAUUGUUAUUGUUGAAUGCAAGGUGAUGCGAGUGAUCAUCUUUGAUCAGUAUGGAAAUGUCUUACACAAAUUUGGCUGCUCAAAACACUUGGAAUUUCCCAAUGGCGUAGUCGUUAACGAUAAGGAAGAGAUCUUCAUCAGCGACAAUCGUGCACAUUGUGUUAAGGUCUUCAACUACCAGGGAGUGUUCCUGCGACAGAUAGGUGGGGAGGGCAUCACAAACUACCCAAUCGGCGUUGGUAUUAACAGUCAAGGUGACAUUCUCGUAGCAGACAAUCACAACAACUUCAACCUGACCAUCUUCACCCAGGAGGGUCAGCUGAUCAAUGCCCUGGAAAGCAAGGUGAAGCAUGCUCAAUGCUUUGAUGUAGCCCUCAUGGAUGAUGGAUCGGUGGUGUUGGCCAGUAAGGACUAUCGCCUGUACAUCUAUCGGUACUCACAGAUUCCAGGUAUGGGCAUGUGA